This is a messenger RNA of Ochotona princeps (American pika), 1612 nucleotides long. It is a transcript of the gene TNFRSF9, whose product is annotated as TNF receptor superfamily member 9. The transcript has 8 exons. Gene Ontology annotation, molecular function: signaling receptor activity; cytokine binding. Gene Ontology annotation, cellular component: external side of plasma membrane. Gene Ontology annotation, biological process: negative regulation of cell population proliferation; apoptotic process. Bases 568 to 1353 code for a protein of 261 amino acids. The record is from RefSeq and is a predicted model, not a curated record. NCBI's taxonomy places the organism in Eukaryota, Metazoa, Chordata, Mammalia, Lagomorpha, Ochotonidae.
GCGGCUGCAGGUCCCAGAGCUCUUUCGAGGAUGGCAUGCCCUGGGAAGUGGGUCUGGUGCCCACUACCUCAAUUGUACCUAAGGGCGGGCCGCUAAAGUGCCACCAAGACCAUGGAGCUGGGGGUUAGCACACCACAAGAAUACCCCUCUUCCUUUAGAAGCUGAUUUCCUCUCGAAUAUUUUAAAGGACAUACUACAAAGUUUUGCCAUAGAUUUUAACUGACAAAAUUCUGUUCCCAAAGUCCUCUGGGAAAUGUCCCAGACAUCAGAGAGCCCUUCCAAGAAGCGGUCACUAGCGCCAUUAUCAUCCAGGGGACUUGGGAGUUCCUGGGGAUUUUGGGGGUCAGCAAGUGUCAAAGGAACCACUUCACAGGAGGAAAUCGCUGUGGGGCUUUCCCGCGAGGCCCCGCCCCGGCUGAGUCAUCAACUGCUGGGCUGGACCUACAGCCCUCUGAGCCUGGACUGCAGAGCAAGCAGCUGCGAUCCUGAGAGCUCAAGAGUGGUAUUUCUGAGUCCAUCUCUUUUGGUUAAAGUUCUUUGGGAAUCUGCUCUGCUGCUAUUCCAUCCAUGCAAGAUUCCAUGAUGAGAAUUGGCUACUACAACAUGGUGACUACUGUGCUGCUGAUCAUGAACUUGGAGAGAACAAGAUCAAUGCAGGAUCCCUGUGCGAACUGUCCAGCUGGUACCUUCUGUGGCAAAAGCAGGCAUCUGAUUUUCGCUCCCUGCCGUCCCAGUGGCCCCCCCUGUGACAGCGGACAGAGAACCUGUGAGCUCUGCAGGAGCUGUGAAGGUGUUUUUAGGACCAAGACAGCUUGCUCUCCCACCAGCAACACCGAGUGUGAGUGCAUCGCUGGGUACCACUGCUUGGGGCCAGGAUGCAAAAUGUGUGAGCAAGAUUGUGACCAAGGUCAAGAACUUACAAAACAAGGUUGCAGAGACUGUCGCAUUGGCACGUUUAACAACCAGAAAGGCAGUAGCUGUCGACCCUGGACCAACUGCUCUUCGGAGGGAAAGUCUGUGCUUGUGGAGGGGACGAAGGACAGCGAUGUGGUCUGCGGGCCGACUUUGACCGGCUCCUCUCCAGGUACCACCUCUGCCACUGUGCCUGCACCUGCAACAGGAGAGCCAGGGCGCAGUCCGCAGAUGUUCACCUUCCUGCUGGCGCUGACGUGGGCUGCCCUGCUCUUCCUGCUCUUCUUCCUCGGGCUCCACUUCUCCCUGGCCAAACGGAGCAGAAAGAAACUCCUGUACCUGCUCAAACAACCGUUUAUGAAACCGGUGCAAACCGCUCAGGAGGAAGACGCCUGCAGCUGCCAGUUUCCAGAGGAAGAGGAGGGAGGCUGUGAACUGUGACACGGGAACCCAAAGAGAAGAAUUGGCGGCGAAUUGUGUGUGCCUGCAUCUUUCUGCUGUGAAAGCCGCCCUUGCAGCUAGACACAUCCACCUACAGGCCAGCCCACUGGCCGUCGACUGAGUGCCACGUUAACAGAAGCAAGGGGCAUUUUCCUAGUAUCUCUGCUUUUCUAGCCCUUUCCACCUAAAGAUUUCUUUAUUUAUUUGAAAGGUGAGUCACAGGGAGAACGAGACAGAUCUUCCAUGCAUUGAUUCACUC